AUGAGUUUUGCACGAUCAGUAUCAUCCAAAAGCAGUAGUACUUCGACAGUUAUACCUCCAUUACCUGCUUUACCAAAAUUGCCGUCUCGUUUGCAAUCAAAACGUACAUCUAUUCUUCCAUCGACAACAAAAAAAGAAAUAAAAAUACAAGAAAAUCGAAAUGAUAUUCAAUUAUCUUCAAUUAAAAAUCAAAAUGAUCUUGAAGAUAUUGUUAAUAAUUUAUCAACAAUUGUCAAACGAUCUGAAGAAUUAUUAACACCUAUUAAACAACCACAAAUAACAACAACUAUUCGUCGUACAUCAUCAUUACAUUUAACUAAAAUUGAAUUAGAUCGACGAAAAUUUUCCAAUUCAAUCGUUAAAUCAUUUAAUGUACAUUGUAAUGUUUCAGAAAAAAAAGAAGAUCAUCAAUCUAAAUUACAUGAUUCAAUAUCAGAUCGAUUAAGUGAAUGUAAUAUAAGUGUAUCUAGUAGCAUACCACGUCGUACUUCUAUUCGAUCUUUACAUAAUGUCGAAAAAUAUUCUGGAAUUAAAUGUGCUUUACCAUCAUUUACAUCAACAAUACCAAAUACAUUUAAAGGUUUAGAAAAACAUUAUACACCAAUGAAAAAUAAACAAACAAAUAUGACAUCAUCAUUUACUGAUAAUCAAAUAACACCAGCGGAUACAAAUAACAAAGAUAGAAGUCCAUGGCGAUUACGAUUUGAAAAAUUUUUAAAUCAUGAACAACCUACACCAUUAUCACCAUCAAUAGAAUCAGUUGUUCUUAACAAGACUAAAACUUCCUCAUUAGGUAAAGAAAAUCGUACACCAUCCUUUCGUCUUCCAGCACGACGAACAAGCAAAUUUAAUUUACCGUCAUAA
Molecule: messenger RNA, 864 nt
Organism: Rotaria sordida
Lineage: Eukaryota; Metazoa; Rotifera; Eurotatoria; Philodinida; Philodinidae
Source: the annotation of a GenBank genome assembly